This is a messenger RNA of Histoplasma capsulatum G186AR, 1394 nucleotides long. Its product is annotated as peroxisomal membrane protein pex16. The transcript has 5 exons. The coding region runs from base 1 to 1161 and encodes 386 amino acids. NCBI's taxonomy places the organism in Eukaryota, Fungi, Ascomycota, Eurotiomycetes, Onygenales, Ajellomycetaceae. Gene Ontology annotation, cellular component: peroxisomal membrane. The record is from RefSeq and is a predicted model, not a curated record. Gene Ontology annotation, biological process: peroxisome organization.
AUGGAGCCUUUAAAGAAGGAUCGCGGUCGGCUACCACCGGAUUCAUCUCACCCGAGGAAGCUGAGAAUGAUGUAUGAAGACUUUGUAACCAGGAAUUCCAGCUCUAUCAGCCAAAUCGAAUCCACCCUCAGAUCGUUGACAUAUAUAAUUCCAGGACGUUUUCGAGAAUCUGAGCUUGCUUCAGAGUCCCUUCAUUCCGGCGUCCAACUUCUAUCUUUAUAUCAUGAUUCCCUCGUUUCACGCGUUGUUUCCCAACUUCCUGCCACCAUUACGCGUCCUAGCCCUACACCUCAUGCACGAUAUACCAAAUACUGGUCAUUGCGCUCCUCACUUUACCAGCGGGUAGCUUUAACUCUACAGAUGAUCCAAUAUACGGAAUUACUUUGGGAAAUGAUAGCGCGCCGUCGCGGGGAGAAAAUCCGUUGGCGCGUUGUCGUGUUUAUCGAAGGCGUGAAGGCAUUAUGCCGAUUGGUGUUACUCCGCAUAACGAAUUCUAGACCGUUGGUUUCCCCACCUUUACCGGAGAGAGAUAUAGACCCAAGAAGCCCGGAAGAGGAGGAACUCGUCAACUCAUGCGAUGGCGGGUCGUCCCAUCCUAGCGAAGGAGGGUCAUCUUCGGAUUUCAGUUGGCCGAUGCCAAGGACAGGCCUAUCACUACCGAUUUUACCAGAUGUUAGUGACCUUUCAAACUAUCUGAUAUCCAGAGUCCUUACUGCCGAUGAUAUAAAACCUCCGAAAACUCUCCUUCAUCGAGUCUCCGGGCAGGGACAACUUGCCGAGGUGUUAUAUAUCCUUCGCCCUCUUAUCUACGCACUGGCGCUACAGAAAUGGCGAGACAAAAAGAAGAGCUGGACGCCUUGGCUUAUUGGAUUUGGCAUGGAGUAUGGAUGCAGGCAGCUCGCAAAGAAAGAUUUCCGACAAAGGGUUGCGGGUGGUUUACGGGCCUUAACAGCACUGGAGAGGGAGGAGCUUCAGAAACGGGGUUGGGCAAUGAGUUGGUGGGUGAUGAGGGGCGCGUUUUAUGAAAAUAUUACGAAGGUUUGGCUGCAGGGUUUCGUCAAGAGGCUAGAAAACAAACCAUUGGUUGGACUGAUUGGGAGUAUUGUGGAAGACUACCAAUAUCUCUGGGAUACUUACUACUUCUCGACCACGACUCUCUGAUCAGAGGAAACUUGCCUUUGUGAUUUAAGCGUUUGGGUUUUUAGCUUUCUUAUUUAUAUGUGUAUUAUAUGGAACUAUUCCAAUGUGCUGGAUGCAUGGGUAUGACAUUAUUCACAAUGGAGGGGUACAUUCUAGGGGCUUUUCUGUCAUGUCAGUGUCAUUACAUCAUCAUUUGAAGCAACCGUAGAGUCUGUUUAGGCGAUAUCUUAUUUUUCCUUUUGGUGUUUCAAAAU